Ochotona princeps (American pika) is the source of this 6207-nucleotide messenger RNA. It is a transcript of the gene SYNPO2, whose product is annotated as synaptopodin 2. Gene Ontology annotation, molecular function: actin binding. NCBI's taxonomy places the organism in Eukaryota, Metazoa, Chordata, Mammalia, Lagomorpha, Ochotonidae. Gene Ontology annotation, biological process: positive regulation of actin filament bundle assembly. The record is from RefSeq and is a predicted model, not a curated record. The transcript is spliced from 5 exons. Gene Ontology annotation, cellular component: stress fiber; Z disc; nucleus. Bases 309 to 4094 code for a protein of 1261 amino acids.
GGGACGCUGACGUGUGCAGUGGGCUUUUUCUUUCCCUGAACGAAGGUGGGCCGAGCAAAGGAGCGUGACGCAAGAGGGGGCUGUGUCCCGUCGAGCGAGCGCCUCUGCCUCCAGCUCGCUGAGCCCAGUAGCGCCGCAAACUCGCAGCGGCGGCCGGCGCAGCGGCGGGGCGGCAGCGGGGAGGCUCUGUGCGCCCCACUCCUGAGUCCUCGCCGGGCGCCCCGUGCUGAGUGCGCAUCCCUCACCGCACCCGAGCUCCGCCUGGCUUUUUCCAGCUCUUCAUGCUGCCCAGCUAAAGCGAAGACAACAUGGGCACGGGGGAUUUUAUCUGCAUUUCCAUGACUGGAGGGGCGCCCUGGGGCUUCCGACUGCAGGGUGGCAAGGAGCACCAGCAGCCUUUACAAGUGGCAAAGAUUCGAAGCCAGAGCAAAGCCUCUGGGUCCGGGCUGUGUGAAGGAGAUGAGGUGGUUUCUAUCAAUGGCAACCCUUGUGCGGACCUCACCUACCCAGAAGUCAUCAAGCUCAUGGAAAGUAUAACAGACUCCCUCCAAAUGCUCAUCAAAAGACCCUCCAGUGGAAUAAGUGAGGCUUUGAUCUCUGAAACUGAAAACAAAAGCCAUGAGCAUCUCACCCAAGCAGAGUAUGUGGAAAGCACCACCCUCCAGAUUCGCUCAGCCACAAACACCCAGUACAGAGAGUUUUUAGUGGCCCCAACCCAGGAUGGAGUUAUCCCAGCUGAGGACCAAAGAAGUGGUCCUGGGUGUUCAGGAAACGCGGAGGAGGAAGCCUGCCUCAGCCAGCAUGGGGUCCCCCAAGUGCUGAACUCCCAAGGAGAAGUCUUGACAGAAGAAGUUAUCCUAAGGCAGCCAGCUGAGGCUGGGCAGCCAGGCCCUGUAGUGGAGUUACAACUGUCGCUUUCACAGCCGAGACCGGAGGGUCCUGUGCUGGCUCUCUUGGGAGCUGAAAAAUCUCUGUCUCCUGACCCAGACCCGACUUUACAGCCGGAAAAGAUUAUCCACAUCAAUUCGGUCGCUCCUCAGGAGAAGCCAGACCCCUGUCUGAAGUCCAGCAAGAUAAUCCAGCUCUCCAGUGGCAGCGAGCUGAGAGUGACCCAAGGCGGUGGAGCAGAUGAGGCAGAGCUGCCCCGAGUGGAAGUCAUCCUGGACUGCUCUGACAGGCACAAGGCGGAAGGGCGCUGGCUUCAGCCAGGAAAGGAGUGUGUGGGCUCUCCUGUGGAAGGAGGGCAGUCUGAAGCACCUCCUUCUCUGGUAUCCUUUGCCGUCUCAUCAGAAGCCACAGAGCAGGGAGACGCUGCACGCUCAGACAAGGAUCAAAGCAGACCACACAAGCACAGAGCGCGACACGCACGGCUCAGGAGGAGCGAGAGCCUAUCAGAAAAGCAGGUGAAAGAAGCCAAGUCUAAAUGCAAAAGUAUUGCCCUUCUCCUAACAGAGGCCCCCAACCCCAACUCCAAGGGGGUGUUGAUGUUUAAGAAGAGACGGCGGAGGGCCAGGAAGUACACGCUAGUCAGCUACGGUACUGGCGAACUUGACCCAGAGGCAGACGAGGAGGAAGAGGGUGACAGAGAGGAUACUUGCGAAGUUGCGUUUCUGGGCACCAGCGAAUCGGAGGUGGAUGAAGAGCUACUGUCUGACCUUGACGAUAGCACCCAAGUUGUGAACUUUGACUGGGAUUCUGGACUGGUGGACUUUGAAAAGAAACUGAACCGAGACGACAAGAUGGAGAUGUUGCCGGAUACCACGGGAAAGGGAGCCCUCAUGUUUGCCAAGAGGAGGGAGAGGAUGGAUCAGAUCACAGCCGAAAAAGAAGAGGAGAGGGUGGCUGGGGUGCCUGGCGUAGAACUAGAGGCUGCGCAGACAGAUGGCCUGAGAACCGUGACUUCCUACCAAAGGAAGGAAGAAGAAACCGUGAGGGUACAGAGCGCUGUGAGCAAGAGCUACAUCCAGAUGAGCCCUGGUCCCGGCCACGGGCCGCAGCAGAACGGCCUCAGUGGGGCUACGGAUCCGGCCGAGGUGCAGAGGGCAAUGCCCAUGAACAGAACAGCCAAGCCCUUCCCAGGAUCAGUGAGCCAGCCAGUCACGCCUUAUUCUCCCACCCGAAACCUGACAAGUCCCAUCUCUGACUUUCCAGCGCCUCCACCCUACUCAGCAGUCACACCUCCACCAGAAGGGUUCCCCAGAGGGGUGUCCAGCCCGACUGCCGGCCCAGCCCAGCCCCCGCCGUGGCCACAGCCUGCUCCAUGGUCCCAGGCGGCCUUUUAUGAUGCAACUGAGCGAAUAGCCUCCCGGGAUGAGAGGAUCGCGGUGCCAGCCAAAAGAACUGGCAUACUGCAGGAGGCCAAGAGAAGAAGCACGACGAAACCCAUGUUUACUUUUAAGGAGCCCAAAGUGAACCCCAAUCCAGAACUCUUGUCACUUCUUCAGAAUUCAGAAGGCAAACGGGGCACUGGAGCUGGGGGCGAUUCUGGACCUGAGGAAGAUUAUCUCAGCCUUGGGGCAGAAGCAUGCAACUUCCUGCAGGGCUCCUCUGCCAAGCAAAAGACCCCACCUCCUGUGGCCCCAAAACCUGCAGUCAAGUCCUCUUCCUCCCAGCCAGUCACUCCAGUGUCUCCCGUCUGGUCUCCAGGAGUGGCUCCCACCCAACCUCCUGCCUUCCCCACAUCCAGUGCAUCGCAGGGCCCUGUGGUCUCCUCCAUCAAGAUAGCACAGCCUGCUUAUCCUCCUGCUCGUCCAGCAAGUUCGCUGAACCUAUCUGGUCCCUUCAGAGGACCUCAAGCCGCAGUAGCCAGUCAGCACUACACCCCGAAGCUGGCAGCUGCCACACCGGCUGUGAAUGCCCAUGCGGGUGCCAUGGGACCAUCCAACGAGCUUCCAGGGAUGAGUGGCAAAGGAGCCCAGCUCUUUGCCAAAAGGCAGUCAAGAAUGGAGAAGUAUGUGGUCGAUUCAGACACGGUGCAAGCCCAUGCUGCACGGGCUCAAUCUCCCACACCAUCUCUUCCAGCCAGUUGGAAAUACUCCUCCAAUGUGCGGGCACCUCCUCCUCUGGCCUACAACCCUAUCCACUCCCCCUCGUACCCACCGGCUGCUGUCAGAUCUCAGCCAUCAGCCCCACCGGCCUCCAAAGUGAGCAAGAAAAAGGGGAAGAAACCCCUCAAUGCCUUGGAUGUCAUGAAACACCAGCCGUAUCAGCUCAAUGCAUCCUUGUUUACUUUUCAACCUCCAGAUGCAAAGGGUGGUAUCCCCCAAAAGUCAUCAGCCAAGGUCAAUUCGACUCCUACUAUAAAGCAAGCACUUCCCCCUCGACCAAUGAGUGUUGGCUCAGCCACACAUGGGCAGGCUUCCUCAGUGUACUCAGUGCCAGCCUACCCUUCUCAACCUCCCUACUUUGCAGAGGCCUCGUCUCCUGUCAGCGCGUCCCCCGUGCCUGUGGCUGUUCCCACUUCGCCAAAGCAAGAAGCAGCCUCCUCGUCCUAUUUUGUGGCACCGAGGCCAAAGUUCUCAGCCAAGAAAAGUGGUGUCCCAGUCCAGGAGUUUGGGCGUUCCCUCUCUGUUCCUGGACAACCAAUGCCUCCCACCAUUUCUACAGUACCUCCAUGCGGAUACCAAGCUGCCUAUAAUUACUCUAGCAAGUCCAUUGGUGGGCUAGAGAAAGCAACCAAGAGACCAACCCCCUGGGAAGCAGCAGCUAAGUCUCCCCUUGGUCUAGUGGAUGAAGCCUUUGGACCCAGAAGCAUCCAGGAAUCCAUUGUGGCAAAUGUGGUCUCAGCAGCGCGGAGGAAGGUGCUUCCAGGGCCCCCACAGGAUUGGAAGCAGAAACUGUCCUGUGGUCCUCAAACCCAGAAGGGCAACAGUGGUUCAUUUAGAAAGCAAGAAUAUAAUGUCACAGCCUUAGCAAAUAAUAAUAGUCUAUCCAGCAGUUCCCAAUAUGGCUUCCAGUUGCCAUAUGGGUAUCAUAGGCCAACCUCCAGAAAUGAUUCUGAAAUAAUGUCCCUGGAGACUAGGUCCGAGUACUGUCUUCCAGUAGCUGAUUACAACUAUAACCCACACCCAAGGGGAUGGAGACGCCAAACAUGAAAGCUACGAGAUCUGAUGAUGUACACACGAUGAUUCUUCCUGAUGCUCCUUUGUAGGGUUUUUGAUGUUUCUGGUAGCUUUGCUUCACUUCUUGUUCUUAUAGGUUAUUGAUCUGAAUUUGUGUGUGUUUAUAUGAUAUGCAUAGGUGAGUGAAUAAUUUCCUCUUUUGUUGAUACACAAGAUAAUUUUUCUGAAGAAAAAAUGUCAUUUUCUGCUUUGACAUGCUGACACUUAAACAGAACUCAUAAUCCUAAUGACAUUUAUAUGGCAUAGUCUAAUCAAUUGAACUCCACUCAAUCAAAAUGAAACUAAACAUUUUCUUGUAUGUCCCUUAGUCCAGGAGGGAAUGAAUGGAAUAUGGUAUGCUUAUUAUCAGUAGCUGUAGUAACAAUGAGAAAAUUUCAAUGGAAACAUGCUAUAAUGAGUAAGGAUCAUGAAAAAGGAACUUCCUCAGUGUUAUUUCAAACAUUUUUCUGAAACACAUUUUAUGUCUAACGAGAUUCAGAUUUUCUUAAGAAUUGAAAUAUAGGAAUUCUCAGAAAAAAAUCAAUAUAAAUAAAUAUAAUUAUUAGAUAUUUGAAGGAUUUGGGGAGUAAAUUAUGUAAUGUGUGUACAAGUGAAAUAAAUAUAAAAUAUAUUUCUUCUAACCUAUUUUAGAGCCAGCAGCCCAAUAUAGAAAUAGAACAUGAUUUGGGUAUUCCAUUUUGUAAAAUGAGAAGAUUGGAUGAUCAAAUCUCUUAUCAGCUCUGAUAUUCUGGGAUGCUCUUGUUAGUAAAAUGACCUUUGUUGCAUUGAUCAUAUUCUGUUGUUUGUCAUAUACCUAUUAGGUUAAGUGCAUCCCUGCCUGUACUAUCAGAGGUCCCAGAAGGAUUGCUGGACAGCAGGUUUUGUGUUACGUGUUACAUGGAGGGAGAGUUGAUGUGAAAAAAAAAUCUGCUAAUGGAUUUAAGGUAAUGAUAGAUGAAUAUGCCUGUUACUAUGCAAGUGUAGGUCAUGAUCAUUUAUGUGAUUACAGAGAACAUGCCAAAGAGACAUGGGUACUUUUGGUGCUUCUCUAGACAGUUGCAAGUGGGAUGUUCCAAGAAAAUUAAUCAGCAAUUUUCUGACCCAUGACUCUUUACCACAAUCAUAAACAAUCACUUCAAACAACCACUGCUUACUACUCUACCCACAAAGCAUUAGAGGACAUUCAAAAUAUUUUAGGUAUCUAGCAUAGUUUAAAAUAUAAUAUCUUGAGUCUUCAAAAUUUGUUCAGGUUUUCAAACGUGAUAAUUUUGUUUUGUUUUACUUUGUUGACUCUUGAAUUCACCAUGUUCUCUUUCACAGAAUAAAAAAAUUCCAUAGUGUAAAUAUUCCUUUACUUUAAAAGAAAGGGUUUUUAAAAAUAGGUAUAUUUAGUAGUAGAACCAGAAAAACAUUAAUUAGUUCAGUUAUAUUAUCUUAAAUUGAUAUGGUGCUAAUUCUGUCAAGGAAUAAGAUGUGAUUAUUGACUCCCCCAAAUUUCCAUGAAAUCUUAAAAAAUAAUACCUGAUAUGUGGAUUAGGCCAUCAACAAAUUCCCAAGAAUCCUUCACAUAAAAUCCUUCCUUUGUUCAAAAUGUAUUGAAUCAUUCCAUAUUUAAGAGUUUUUUAAGACAUGGAGAAUUUAGUGGAAAAGGUUUUGCUUGUUACCGCCAUAUUCCAUUUUAUUUCUUUCUCUUACAAGUGUUAGUUAUUUCUAUCAGUUGGUACACACUAUACUUGUCUUGUUCACUAAAAGUUUCAUUAGACUCAAAAGAGAAGCAGAUGUUUUAAAGUUAAAUAUUAUUAUAGAACACUCUUUCUUUGUGCAAAUUAGAUCAACAGUGCUUGCAUGAUCUGAAUCAAUUCUGUACAUCAAGAAAAUGACAUGUGGCAGGAAAGCUGCGCAUUUUUGAUUCACAAGGAAAUGAACUUCCCAUAUUUUAUUAGAAAUGAGUGUUUCAAGAAGUCACACUUUGCAGAAGAUAAUUCUGAAUAGCAAAAAUUCCACUGUCAAAUCAACUCGAAGUGUAAGUAUUUUUCUCCAUGCUCCUUGAAAAUGGACAAAGUUAGAUCGCUUGUGCCCAAGCCAAUGGCUGCAAUGGGGCAUCUAA